Molecule: messenger RNA, 2263 nt
Organism: Pimephales promelas (fathead minnow)
Lineage: Eukaryota; Metazoa; Chordata; Actinopteri; Cypriniformes; Leuciscidae
Source: RefSeq, a predicted model, not a curated record
ACAUAGAUGCCUACCUACCCCGUGAUGACAAACUGGAUCGAGCUACCGAACAAUAAACAUGCCGUUUACCAAAUAUUGUGCAGUGCCUGGCUGUGGAAGAAAACAGUCUCUGCACAAGCUUCCUCUGGGUUCUAACAGGAAUGCGUGGUUAAACUUUAUUUUUAAUGAAGUUCCUGCUGACGUGGGUAAAACAUUGACCAUCUGUUCGCUACAUUUCACCGAGGACUGUUUUGUAAACAAGACACAGGUCGAGACUGGAUUUGCAGACCGAUUAAGAUUAAAAUACGAUGCUGUGCCUUCUAUAUUGGAUCCGACAGAAAUGGUGCAACACACUUACUCACAGAAGAGUCCAACUAUGAAGGAUGUAGCUUGUCAAACAGAACUGAAUUUAACAUCACAGCUGGCUUUUCCAACCUUGGCCCCGAAAUUCAGAAGCGAAGGAACACAGACAGAGGUGUCAUGUAAAAGUGUAGGUCCUUCAACACCUAUGAAGGAUUUUAGGCCAGCAAAAACAUCUUGUCUAGAACUGGAGGAGGAGAAAAGGGUUUCUUUUGAAGACUUUGAUAGUCAGGACACAACAUAUGAGCCAGCCGAGUCAUCACAACUUCCAUGUACAUCGAUAGAGCGGGAUACAAAAUACAUUGUAUUUGAAAAGUGCCUCCUACAACUGUUUGAAACCUGCCCAGUGUGCACGAGAUGCUGUGACGUUCGGCCUCGAAGACAAGGUUCUUUUGUUGCGAUCGAUCAACUGUGCCCACAUUGUCAAUACUUUAGAAAAUGGCAAAGCCAACCUGUUGUCGGCAGCACACCUUUGGGCAACCUCCAGUUAUCUGCUGCCAUACACUUCACUGGCGCAUCCUUCUUCAAAUUACAAAAGGUAUUCAACGCAAUGCAUGUCAAGAUGAUUACACACACCACUUUUCGAAAGCAUGCCAGCAUGUAUCUGGAACCUGCAAUAAUCUAUACGUGGAAGAAAGAACAAGAGGAAGUCUUGCGCCAGCUAAGCCGGGGGGACAAAGUGAUAGCGGGUGGUGAUAUGAGAGCGGACUCGCCAGGCCACUCAGCAAAGUAUGGUGCAUAUACCUUAAUGGACCUUGAGAGCAACAUCAUAUUGGACAUACAGCUAGUGCAGAGAAAUGAGGUAGCAGGAAGUGACCAUAUGGAAAAGGAGGGAUUAAAACGAGGCCUUGAACAUCUAGAGGCACAUGGUGUGAAGCUUGAAUGCAUUGUUACAGAUCGCCAUCCACAGAUCAACAAUUUUCUGAGGGAAAUAAACAUACCGCAGUUCUACGAUGUCAGGCAUCUGGAGAAAGGCUUGUCUAAGAAGUUGGAAAAAAUCGGCAAAGAUAAGGACUGUGAGGUGGUGAAAAAGUGGCAGCAUAGCAUCAAAAACCACGUCUACUGGACCGCAGCCACUUCAAAAACUCCUGUGGAGCGGGUAGCAAAAUGGAAGUCUCUGGUAAACCAUAUUCAAGACAUUCACGUACAUGACGACCCAUCAUUCCCCCGGUGCGACCAUGAAAUCCGUCAAUCGACUGAUCGCAGCAAAUGGUUCCAACCAGGAACCAAAGCACUAUGUACUGUCGAAAAGAUUCUUACAAACCAGAGAAUGAUGAAAGAUAUGGAGAAACUCAGUCCUCACCUUCAAACUUCGUCUUUGGAGUCUUUUCACCGUGUCAUUUUACGUUUUGCGCACAAGAAUGUGGUUUAUCCUUACCUUGGGAUGUUGUGCAGACUUUAUUUGGCAGGUAUGCAUUUCAACGAGAACUCAAAUCGUCCUCAGGCUAAAACAUCGACCAAAAAAGAAAUCUACUCCAUGAGGCCAUUAAAAUCACAGGCAACACACUGCUAUGUCAUCAAUUUGAUGACAUUCCUUUUUGAAAAGGUAAUCCGAGACCCUCUUCCCUACAUGAAGGAGAUCCACAAACUAAAUAUCCCUGAAACACUCUCUGCCCAGUAUGGAAGAGGCCAUCGCAAGCCAUGUGUCCUUGGGGAUAAAGGGGGAGGUCUAAACCCUACGUAGCUGCCUCCAGCGUCUGGAAACUCUCGGCGUAUGCGCAGAACAACACAACGCGCUCUUCCUGCCCAGAUAGACCCAGCACCAGCUCAAAGUUCCUGUAGCGCCUAAUGUGAAUUGACAAAAUGAGAUAAAUUGCUUUAUCUGCUAUUAUUGUGAAUCUAUUGUAUUGAUUUUGAAUUAAAAACAUAAAAACAAUCAAACUGUUUUUGUUAAAGGGUUAGUUCACCCAAAAAUGAAAAUUAA